Molecule: messenger RNA, 795 nt
Organism: Anoplopoma fimbria (sablefish)
Lineage: Eukaryota; Metazoa; Chordata; Actinopteri; Perciformes; Anoplopomatidae
Gene: lbx1a
Product: ladybird homeobox 1a
Exons: 2
Coding region: 1-795 (264 amino acids)
Biological process (GO): regulation of DNA-templated transcription
Molecular function (GO): DNA binding; DNA-binding transcription factor activity, RNA polymerase II-specific
Source: RefSeq, a predicted model, not a curated record
AUGACCUCCAGGGACGACUCCAAAUGUCCAGCGGUGCGCAGUCCGCUGGACCAGCUGCCGCCGCCGGCCAACUCCAACAAGCCGCUGACGCCUUUCAGCAUCGAGGACAUCCUCAACAAGCCGUCGGUGAGGAGGAGCUACUCCCUGAGCGGUGCGGCGCGUCACGUCUCCCCGGUAGAGAAGCUCUCCAGCCGGGCGAUGCUCAGCCAGACCUCCCCGCUCUCCGCGCUGGAGGAGCUGGCCAGCAAGACCUUCAAGGGCCUGGAGGUCAGCGUGCUGCAGGCUGCCGAGGGCCGGGACGGUCUGACGCUCUUCGGCCAGAGGAACAACCCGAAGAAGCGGCGGAAGUCCCGGACGGCCUUCACCAACCACCAGAUCUACGAGCUGGAGAAGCGCUUCCUGUACCAGAAGUACCUGAGCCCGGCGGACCGGGACCAGAUCGCCCAGCAGCUCGGUCUGACCAACGCGCAGGUCAUCACCUGGUUCCAGAACCGGCGGGCCAAGCUCAAGCGGGACCUGGAGGAGAUGAAGGCGGAUGUGGAGUCCGCCAAGGUCACCGGCACCGUGGCCCUCGAGAAGCUCUCCAAGCUGGCCGAGCUGGAGAAGUGCGCGGCCGGAGGGAUGACCCCGGGGGCCUCGGUCUCCUCCCGGCCUCAGGGAGACACCACCGAGGGCCUCGACUGCAGCAGAGCACGGGUGUCGCCUCCAUCACCCGCAUCUUCGUGGUGCACAGACCGGCUGAGCAGCAAGUGUUGCUCGGAGGAUGAAGAUGAGGAGAUUGACGUGGAUGACUAA